GCUCGUUAUGGUAUCGUAUUGCUGUCGUGGCUGGAUAAUUUGAAAAAGAAAGUACGUCGCUAUCACAAUAGAGCGCCAGCGUACAUUCGAUAGGGACACCCCGCUUUCCAAGGUUGUCUUGAUAUAAGUGCAGCCAGACCCGAACAGAAGCUCCCGCAACUUUCGUCUUACCGACAUAAGUUUUAUCGGCUUCCAUAUAAGCGCUCUCCUGAGUAGUCACAAAGCCCCAAAUAUUUCCUCCUUCCACUAUAAGCUACCGAUAUCGUGCGUUCUAUUAUCUUCUACUGGAUCGCCAUGUCUGCUACGAAACUCGAGCUCCGCACCGCGUUGGGCCCAGUAUACCGCGAUGUCCUGCCCCAUCCGCCUCGUGACUGCACGGCCGAAGAGAUCCCCAUCAUCGACCUCGCGCCCAUGUUCUCGAACGACUUGGCCGACCGCAAGAUCGUCUCGGACCAGAUCAGAGCCGCGGCAGUGAACAAUGGUUUCUUCUACGUUAAGAAUCACGGCAUCGCCCAUGCCACCAUCAGCACCUGCAAGCAGCAGGUCCUCGACUUUAUGCGGCAGCCCCAGCACCUCAAGGACCAGGUCGCCACGAGGGUCCACAGCAAGUACCACAACGGCUACCACGGCGCCAAGACGACGCAGAUAUCACCCAGCGAGACCGCCGACGUCCGAGAGUCCUUCUCGUUCCGGUACUCUCCUGAGCUCGACCCGGACCACCCCAUGCCGCUGUCCAGCGUGCCCGAGGAGGUGAAGCCGUGGAUCCGCGGCGAGGAGUUUGUCUGGGAUGGCACGGCGCACCUGCCGGGCUUCAAGAGGGACUGUCUCGCUUACUGGGCGGCGUGUCUGCAGCUGUCGAGAAGGCUGGUGCGCAUGUUUGCCCUCUCGCUCGACCUGCCCGAGGACUACUGGGACGACAAGGUCACUUUCCCUGGAGCCGACGGGGUGUUUAACUACUAUCCGCCGCGCACGGAACACGAAAUCGAAGGAGGGUUUGUUGGGCUGGGGAGUCACACGGACCUCCAGCUUUUUACGCUUCUCUGGCAAGACACCGUUGGUGGAUUGCAGGUUCUCAGCAAGGAAGGGCAGUGGAUCAAGGCGCCUCCCAUCGAAGACACAAUCGUUGUCAAUAUCGGCGACUUCCUCAUGAGGCUGUGCAACGACAUGUACAAGUCCACGGUGCACCGAGUCACCAAUGAGUCUGCAGUAGAGCGGGUGUCAAUGCCGUUCUUUUUUGGUGUGUUCCGUGCUUCUUUUCCCCCCUCCAUUCUUGGUCUUGGUUGAGACACGAAACCUGUCAUUGCCCCGCAGUAAACCAUA
Microdochium trichocladiopsis is the source of this 1320-nucleotide messenger RNA. RefSeq lists its product as uncharacterized. The record is from RefSeq and is a predicted model, not a curated record. The transcript has 2 exons. The coding region runs from base 295 to 1284 and encodes 329 amino acids. NCBI's taxonomy places the organism in Eukaryota, Fungi, Ascomycota, Sordariomycetes, Xylariales, Microdochiaceae.